Messenger RNA from Gaeumannomyces tritici R3-111a-1, 462 nucleotides. RefSeq lists its product as hypothetical. The coding region runs from base 1 to 462 and encodes 153 amino acids. The transcript has a single exon. Lineage: Eukaryota; Fungi; Ascomycota; Sordariomycetes; Magnaporthales; Magnaporthaceae. The record is from RefSeq and is a predicted model, not a curated record.
AUGAAGGUUCCUAUUGCCACGAUCCUCGUCGCUGGGCUCGCCCUGCCCGCCGUGGCUGCCCCUAUUCGUUCUUUCGACGUCGUCGCACGCACCCCCGGCGGAGGCGGCGGCAGAAACGGCAAAAGCGGCACCUACUCCAACAAUGGCAGCAACAACACCAAUGGCAACUACGGCAACUACGGGUCCUAUGGAACGUACAGCAACUACCCGACAUCUUACACAACCUACGGCACAUACCCCAGCACAUACUCGACAUACGGCUCGUACCCAAGCAACUACUCUACCUACGGUACUUACAAGCGCUGGGUGGGUUGGGCGAAGAACCUCUUUGCCCAUUCGUCGGCUGACGUCGAGACCAAAGGCGCCGUCUCGGGGGCCGUGGUGAAGAGACGUCUCUUCAACCCUGGCCCUGGCAAGCAGGAGUUCCCCAAGUUCAAUGUUUCCAGAGCCAGGAUCGUAUGA